This is a messenger RNA of Penicillium waksmanii, 585 nucleotides long. RefSeq names its product hemolysin-III related-domain-containing protein. The coding region runs from base 1 to 585 and encodes 194 amino acids. The record is from RefSeq and is a predicted model, not a curated record. Gene Ontology annotation, molecular function: signaling receptor activity. NCBI's taxonomy places the organism in Eukaryota, Fungi, Ascomycota, Eurotiomycetes, Eurotiales, Aspergillaceae. The transcript has 2 exons. Gene Ontology annotation, cellular component: membrane.
AUGACAUUACAAUGGGACGAACUGCCUUCUUGGCAACGCGAUAAUCAACAUAUCCUUUCAGGUUAUCGGCCCUCAUCCAACACCUUUAGCAAAUCAUUUGCGAGCCUCACUUACCUCCAUAACGAAUCCGUCAACAUCUAUUCUCAUCUCAUCCCCGCAGUUAUCCUCUCGUUCUUGAACAUCUCAUUCUAUAGCAGUAUCUCACCCAGAUACGAGAGCUUCUCAAUCGCAGACUCCCUAGCUUUUGGCUGUUUCUUCUUGGGGGCUGUUCUGUGUCUUGGCAUAUCGGCAACCUUUCAUACAAUCCAGAAUCAUUCUUCGCACAUUGCGCGCAUUGCAAACCAAGUGGAUUAUAUUGGCAUUGUAUUUCUGAUUGUCGGAAGCUUUAUUCCGAGUCUAUUCUACGCGUUUUACUGUCACCCCAAUUUACAAAUAAUCUAUUUGACCAUGAUAUCUUUCCUCGGGCUACUUUGUGCCGCCAUUUCAGCAUCUGCUCAAUUCCGGCGCCCCACAUGGCGACCAUUUCGUGCCAGAAUGUUAAUAUCUCUCGGACUAUUGUUACACCAACCGUACAGUGAGGUAUAG